Messenger RNA from Papaver somniferum (opium poppy), 1212 nucleotides. RefSeq lists its product as uncharacterized. Lineage: Eukaryota; Viridiplantae; Streptophyta; Magnoliopsida; Ranunculales; Papaveraceae. The coding region runs from base 1 to 1212 and encodes 403 amino acids. The record is from RefSeq and is a predicted model, not a curated record. The transcript has a single exon.
AUGGUUAAGAGUUUAAGAAAAGAAACUCCUGGUCAUGAUAAGCGCAUAAAACAGAAAAAAGAUCUAGCCUUUAAGGAGUCACAAAGAGGAACAUUGGAUAGAUUUGUUGUUAAGCUUCCACCUACAAUAGUUCCAAAUCUAACUGAAAAUGAAAAUGUUGUUCCCAAUUUGGACCGUGAUGAAAUAGGCAAUGAUUUGGAAGUCACUCAGAAUGUUCAUGAAGAAGUUCCUAACAUAGUUGUCAACGAAAAUGAAAAUGUUUCUGAUAGGGAAGAUAUAUGUAGAGAUGAUAUUGAAUGUGAACCUCCACUUUCUCCCCCUCGAGUACAUGUGGAUAUAUAUGAUCCUAGAUACUGGGGUGGUCUUGACACAAACUCUAGAGAUCUUUUAGUGGAAAAAGGCCCUCUUAGAUACCCAAAUAUAAAGAAAGGUCCCAAGGAUAAACGAUCAAAAUACUUCUCUUCAACUUGUUUUACAAGAAUUUUACCUAAUGGUGAAGAAUAUGACAGAAAAUGGCUUGUGUAUUCAAAAGAACUAGAUAAAGUAUUUUGCUUCUGUUGUAAGCUGUUUAAAAAUAGUUCUCGGAUAUGUGGUUUAUCAAAUGAGGGGUAUAAUGACUGGGGUCAUCUUAGUCAAAUGGUUAGUAAGCAUGAAAAUAGUACAGAACACAAUGUUAAAAUGAAAGUUUGGCUUGAACUGCGUGAUAGACUAAAGAUAAAUGAUACAAUUGAUAAGCACCUUCAACGUCAGAUUAAUGAAGAUAGGGAACACUGGAAGCAAGUAUUGAAGAGAAUUAUUUCUGUUGUGAAAUAUCUUAGCAUACAUAACUUGGCUUUUCGUGGAACAAAUGAGAAAGUGUAUGAAAUUAGUAAUGGAAAUUUUUUAGGUUUGAUUGAAAUGAUUGCCGAGUGGGAUCCGGUAAUGAAAGAACAUAUGAGAAGAAUUAAAAAUAAUGAAAUUCAGUAUAAUUAUCUUAGUUCUAAGAUCCAAAAUGAGUUGAUUGAUUUGCUAGCUUCUAAAAUCAAAAGUGCCAUCAUUCAGAAAAUUAAGGCUGCCAAGUAUUUUUCUAUAUUGCUUGAUUGUACUCUUAACAAUUCCAGUUACAGUGGCAUCGGCAGAAAGAAGCUUUUCAAAAUUAAACAUCCUGAAAUCGUUUUUGAGUACUACCAUGGCCCAAGAAAGACUCAAUGGGCUGGCAAUGAUAUCGAUUGA